AUGUGGCUACCCGAACAGCGCAUGCCCGUCACCACCGAGGUACGCAUCGAGCUCAUCGUCAACUGCAUUGUUGUUCUCAUUGUCUUGAUCGUAGUUGCCCUGAGGGUCAUAGGGCGGCUCUGGGGCCCAGGCCUGGGAUUGGAUGAUGUGCUGGUUAUGCUCGCAACGCCUAUGGGCGUUGCAAUGCUAGUUUGCCAAGGCGUCUUGCUACCUAACGUCCCAUGGAUUCUCCAAGUCUCGUUCGGAAUGCAGCCCGUCUACAUCGCCCUCCUCGCCCUCUGCAAAGCAAGCACGCUAUGCUUCUUCCUCCGCAUCUUUCCGACUCGAUUUAUGCAAUGGUCUUCUAAGAUCGCUCUGGGAUUCGUCAUCGCGUGGAACAUCGCUUGCGUCUUCGCUUCGAUCUUCCUCUGCAAUCCGGUUUCGGCGCAGUGGACUGGUCAGGGAAAAUGCGGUGCUUAUACCCCGUUCAUCCAAUCCCUCAUCGCGACCAAAGCGAAGAGGACUGUUGAGAAGCUCGCCAUCAUGUCUUGCUUUGGACUUGGUACAACCUGUGUUGUCUGCGCCGUCUUCCGAUCCCCUGCGUCAGCAUACCAAUGUUACGGCCCUUUAUCGUAA
Messenger RNA from Fusarium falciforme, 615 nucleotides. RefSeq lists its product as hypothetical. The record is from RefSeq and is a predicted model, not a curated record. Bases 1 to 615 code for a protein of 204 amino acids. The transcript is spliced from 5 exons. Lineage: Eukaryota; Fungi; Ascomycota; Sordariomycetes; Hypocreales; Nectriaceae.